AUGUUCACGCUGGGGGAUCAAAGCUUGUUAUGGAUACCAUGGUUCACCAGGACUUUCUUUGAACAUUUCUGCCAAAUCAAGCCUAGUAAGAAGCUCCUCCCUCACUGUUCUUGCUUCUUUGGCACCAUUCUCCACCAGGCCCAGUGCAAACCACUUAAUCUCAGUCGCCCUGGCAACGCGCUGCUCAAGGGAAUAAACUUCACGUACUUCACGAACAGGCUUGAGAUCCUUCGUCCAUCAUCCCAGAGAGAGUGUAUGUCUGCGGGACUAUUGAGAUGGCCUUCUUAUGUCCCACCACCAGAAAAAACCUCAACCCUCGCUGUGCCUCUUCGUUCACAUUCUUCAUGA
Molecule: messenger RNA, 348 nt
Organism: Laccaria bicolor S238N-H82
Lineage: Eukaryota; Fungi; Basidiomycota; Agaricomycetes; Agaricales; Hydnangiaceae
Exons: 7
Coding region: 1-348 (115 amino acids)
Source: RefSeq, a predicted model, not a curated record